CUCAUGUGCUCUCUCUCUAGCUCCUUCUGUGCCGCCGACUUUCCUGUUUCUUCCUUCCUCAACGACAAUCUCUGAUCUUCUUCGAUUAUUUUAAUAAUCCUGUCCUUUCUCCACCCCUCCACCGCAAACCACCGAUCCCCGCCUCUCCACCGUCGUACACCCACCUCUCCUAUAAGUACACACAAUCCCCCCCUUCUUUCUCUCCUCCCUCUCCUCCAAUUUCCUCAUGUAACUCAAAAACAGAGGAACAACACAAAAUCAGACAAACCCAUCUCCCAAUUUCUUCUUGUUUUUCUUCUGAAAUAAAAAAUGAUCACCGGAAAAGACAUAUACGAUGUCUUCGCCGCCAUUGUCCCACUGUAUGUCGCAAUGAUCUUAGCUUACGGCUCUGUAAAAUGGUGGAAAAUCUUCACUCCCGAUCAAUGCUCCGGUAUCAACCGUUUCGUCGCCGUCUUUGCCGUUCCAUUACUUUCCUUCCAUUUCAUCUCCUCCAAUGAUCCAUACGCGAUGAAUUACCAAUUCAUCGCAGCAGAUUCCCUCCAAAAAAUCGUCAUCUUAUUUGCUCUGUUUCUGUGGCAGAGCUUCACAAAACAGGGGACUCUCGAAUGGAUGAUCACUCUGUUUUCACUCUCCACUCUUCCCAACACUCUCGUUAUGGGAAUCCCUCUUCUCAAAGCUAUGUAUGGCGAUUUCUCCGGCAAUUUAAUGGUCCAAAUUGUUGUCUUGCAGAGUAUAAUUUGGUAUACUUUAAUGCUGUUCAUGUUCGAAUACAGAGGAGCUAAGCUUCUGAUAACAGAGCAGUUCCCUGAAACAGCUGGUUCGAUUACAUCGUUUCGUGUCGAUUCCGAUGUGGUUUCGUUGAAUGGAAGAGAGCAAUUGCAAGCGGAUGCUGAGAUUGGUGAUGAUGGGAAGCUUCAUGUUGUGGUUAGAAGAUCGGCAGCUUCUUCAAUGGUUUCUUCUUUUAAUAAAUCUCAUGGUUUGAAUUCGUUGACUUCCAUGACUCCUAGAGCUUCAAAUCUUACGGGGGUUGAGAUUUAUUCUGUUCAAUCAUCUAGAGAGCCAACGCCUAGAGCUUCUAGCUUCAACCAGACGGAUUUUUACGCCAUGUUUGCUAGUAAAGCUCCUAGUCCUAAACAUGGCUACACGAACAGUUUUCAAGGCGAAGUUUACUCGUUGCAAUCAUCGAAAGGAGCAACGCCAAGAACGUCGAACUUUGAUGAGGAGAUGUUGAAGAAGAAAAGGGGAGGGAGGAGUAUGAGUGGAGAGCUUUUUAAUGGUGGAUCUAUGCCGUCUUAUCCGCCGCCGAAUCCCAUGUUUUCAGGGUCUUCGAGUGGUGGUCAAAUGAAGAAGAAAGAUCAGAAUGGCAGCAGCAGCUGCCAUGGAGCUGCGAACUCUACUGGUAACAACAAGGAGCUGCAUAUGUUUGUUUGGAGUUCAAGUGCUUCCCCUGUCUCGGAGGGUAAACAUGCUGUUAAUAGAGCCGCCACCGCCUCGGAUUUUGCUGCGGUCGACGCUUCUAAAGCUCAACAAGAAGCCAUAGCUGCAAAAGGGCUACAAGAGGUGAUAGCCAAUAUGAGCCCAGGAAGGAAGAACAGAGAUGAAGAAUCCAUGGAAGAAGGAUCAAAGAAGAGAUUGAAAGGGAAUAACAAUGGAUCUUCAUACAAUGAUUUUCAUAAGAAGAUGAACAUAGAAGAUGGAGAUUAUGAACAGAAGAACAAUAAACAACACAUGCCUCCUGCAAGUGUCAUGACUCGCCUCAUACUCAUCAUGGUUUGGAGAAAGCUCAUCCGAAAUCCCAACACAUAUUCUAGUCUCAUCGGUGUUAUUUGGUCCCUCGUUUCAUACCGAUGGCACAUUGAAAUGCCUACCAUCAUCAAAGGAUCGAUAUCAAUUCUAUCAGAUGCUGGCUUGGGAAUGGCUAUGUUCAGCCUUGGUUUGUUCAUGGCAUUACAACCAAAGAUCAUAGCUUGUGGGAAAUCAGUGGCAACGUUUUCAAUGGCAGUGAGGUUCUUGACAGGCCCAGCUGUGAUGGCUGCAACUUCAAUUGCAGUUGGUCUGCGUGGCGUUCUUCUUCAUGUUGCUAUCGUUCAAGCUGCGCUUCCACAAGGGAUCGUUCCAUUCGUGUUUGCCAAGGAGUACAACGUUCAUGCAGAUAUACUCAGCACGGCGGUCAUAUUCGGGAUGCUGAUUGCCUUACCGAUAACGAUACUAUAUUACGUGCUUUUGGGACUCUAAAGUGUUCGUCGAAGAUUGAUUAGCAGAGAGAGUUUUAGGAUUAGGAUUAAUUGUCCACAAAUAUAUUACAUUUGUUAGUAUUAUUGUCUGCAAAUUUUGAGUUAUUUUUUGGAGCAAUAAUUUGAAUACACAAACCAAGAUGGCAUCAAAAGCUUGAGAUGGUUAUGUUAUUGAAGAA
Messenger RNA from Cucurbita pepo subsp. pepo (vegetable marrow), 2413 nucleotides. It is a transcript of the gene EIR1, whose product is annotated as Auxin efflux carrier family protein. Gene Ontology annotation, biological process: auxin export across the plasma membrane; auxin polar transport. Gene Ontology annotation, cellular component: plasma membrane; endoplasmic reticulum. The record is from RefSeq and is a predicted model, not a curated record. Gene Ontology annotation, molecular function: auxin efflux transmembrane transporter activity. NCBI's taxonomy places the organism in Eukaryota, Viridiplantae, Streptophyta, Magnoliopsida, Cucurbitales, Cucurbitaceae.